Molecule: messenger RNA, 2467 nt
Organism: Physeter macrocephalus (sperm whale)
Lineage: Eukaryota; Metazoa; Chordata; Mammalia; Artiodactyla; Physeteridae
Product: disks large homolog 5-like
Exons: 7
Biological process (GO): negative regulation of hippo signaling
Cellular component (GO): plasma membrane
Molecular function (GO): protein binding
Source: RefSeq, a predicted model, not a curated record
GGCCCUCUAUGAGCGGCUGGCAGAGGUGGAGCGUGAGCUGAGCUUUAAGAAAGAUGACAUCCUCUACGUGGACGACACCUUGCCCCAGGGCUCCUUUGGGUCCUGGAUGGCCUGGCAGCUGGACGAGAAUGCCCAGAAGAUCCAGCGCGGGCAGAUCCCCAGCAAAUACGUGAUGGACCAGGAAUUCUCCCGGAGGCUCAGCAUGUCUGAAGUCAAGGAUGACAACAACACUGCAAAGACGCUCUCGGCGGCUGCACGCAGAUCCUUCUUUCGAAGGAAACAUAAGCAUAAACGCAGCGGGUCCAAAGAUGGGAAAGACCUCCUCGCCUUGGACACCUUUUCCAACGACUCCAUUCCACUCUUUGAAGAUUCGGUGAGCCUUGCCUAUCAGCGGGUCCAGAAGGUGGACUGCACCUCCCUGAGGCCCGUCUUGAUCCUGGGGCCCUUACUGGAUGUGGUGAAGGAAAUGCUCGUGAACGAGGUGCCCGGCAAGUUCUGCAGAUGCCCCCUUGAGGUGAUGAAGGCCUCCCAGCAGGCCAUCGAGCGGGGCGUCAAAGACUGCCUGUUUGUCGACUAUAAGCGGAGGAGUGGCCACUUUGAUGUGACCACAGUGGCUUCCAUAAAGGAGAUCACAGAAAAGAACCGGCACUGUCUCCUGGACGUCGCCCCCCACGCCAUUGAGCGGCUGCACCACAUGCACAUCUACCCCAUCGUCAUCUUCAUCCACUACAAGAGCGCCAAACACAUCAAGGAGCAGAGAGACCCCAUCUACCUGAAGGACAAGGUGACUCAGAGGCAUUCCAAAGAGCAGUUUGAGACGGCGCAGAAGAUUGAACAGGAGUACGGCAGGUACUUCACAGGGGUCGUCCAGGGAGGAGCCCUGUCGAGCAUUUGCGCUCAGAUCUUGGCAGUGGUCAAUCAAGAGCAAAAUAAAGUCCUGUGGAUCCCAGCCAGCCCUCUCUAGAACUCGGUGCUGGGGACAGCUGCAGCUUGGCCGCCGGCGUGACUGCCUGGCUCAGCUCUUUUUAGCGACUAAAGAUAGACGUCUCUGUAUAUAAACGUGAAGGGGAAGGAUCCAUGAAGCAGGACUCCAGAAGCACCUCCUUUGUAGACAGAGGGCCGCAGACUCUAUUCCUCUCACUCGUGCGCUGUAAGACAGAAGACUCUGUAGAGGGGCUCGACACCAACCUUUCUCGUAGCCAGCUCAUCAGAGAUGCUGCAAAGAGAACCUUUCAGAUCACAAGUUUACAAGCCUUUUCUAAGUAUUCGGUUGUUUAUGUUUACUUGAACGGCUCCAUGUUGUCGCUGCCCAGCCCCUGCCCUUUCCUCAUUGUCGCUUUGGUGUUGGUUUUAUGCCUGUUUUCAGCGGGACGACUCUGGAACCUCGCUGGGGGCCGCUUUGCUUUGGGAGGUUCUUGUCAGUGGGACCAGAGCUUUGACAAACGUCAUGCUCCUUGGUGGCACCUCUCCUGGAAGGACCUGCGACUGCGGAUGCUUCGACCAUAGGCGGGCGCAGAACCAGUGCCUUUGUGGGGCAGACUCUCCAGCGGCAGUGUAUUCCCCUCCUGCACAGAGGAGGGCGACUUGGGCCGUCUUGCGGACGCGUCCCUCAGACUUUGGCUCCUGCCCUCUGCGUCCUCUUCUCGUCCACCUGCGUUCAUUAUUCCAGCGUUCUCUCCGGUCCUCGGAGCUUCAUGGGUUCACUGUGACACAGCCAGUUCCAGGCAGGGUGUUAGGCUGGGGCUGAUGCAUGCCACUGGGUCCUCUUUAGGUUCUGUGAAUACUGACAGCCUUUACCAGUGCAGAUUUUGCAGGGUAAUUCCUAAGCGCUCUAGAGUGGGGCAGGCACAUCAGCUCUACUUGACGUAAAAACAUUCGUGUUUCAGACUUUGAGCAGAGAACUCUUACGGAAGCUUAAGGAUUAGUGAAGUCACUGUCAAAACUCAAAAAAAGAGAAACUGGGAUCUAUCUAGUCUUGGCUCCAGCGCUUACAGCAUGAGCAGUGCUCCACGAGGAUGGCUUUGUUUGGGGUUUGUGUGGGUUUUGUUUUUUUUUUUUUUAAACGCUUCUGACGCUGGAUGUUUCUGGCUGAAGGUUUGAUCUGGUUCCUCCUUAAACUGUGCGUCCUCUUAAUAAUAGGUACUGUACGGGGCUCCGGGUAAGUGUCACUGGGGUAGGACCUCUAUUUUAAUACUGUUCCUAACAUUUCAUUUUACUAGCAAGAAAUCGCUGAUUUCAUUUUAUUCUUUGUAAUUCUAGACACUAGAUUAUAGUUUAGCCAUAGUGACAUUUUUUUAAAAAGGGAUAUAUUUUCUUGCACAGUUGUUCGAAAAGAGACACAUUUCAGUCCUCAGUGCUGCCCUUCGUUUCACAGGUACACGCGUUCUGGCUCAGACAACUAGGACCCCCUGCAGGCUGUCGAGGGGUCUCACUGGCGCCCUGCGGGGGGGCUGCUCUGGGCGGCGGG